This is a messenger RNA of Didymodactylos carnosus, 2973 nucleotides long. The record is from the annotation of a GenBank genome assembly. Lineage: Eukaryota; Metazoa; Rotifera; Eurotatoria; Philodinida; Philodinidae.
AGGAACUAGGGAUCGCCCUUUCUACGAUAGAAUCUGCAUUCAAUGCGCAUCAUAAUUAUGAAAAAGUAAUCAUAGAAAUCUAUGGUUUCGACAAACGUAAGUGAGACUUUUGUCAGAAAGAUUACACACUAACCGUUAACCAUCCUAAGGAAAAGAUUUUCAAUGAAAUUUUUUUGUUCGAAAAAGCAAUUGUUAAGUAUGCCAGUCGACUGAGUUUUGUUUGCUGAUCUUGAAUGUGUUCUUAUUUUUGCUUGAAAAUAGAAGAGAAGUGAAAAGGGCACAAAAUAAGUGAAAUGCCGAAAGUCAGAGGUGAGUUUGUAACCUUUUUCUGACAACAGUCUCACUUACGUUUGUCGAAAACAUAGGUUUCUAUUAUAUAGAUCUAUUCUAUCGUAGAAAGGGCGAUCCCUAGUUCCUCAUCCUCGCUCUUCUACCUAUGUUUCAAUCGUUAGUGCUCGUUCUCAAUGAGUCUGCAGAACCACACAAUAGUUAACCUUCAUACUUUGACUGAAUAGUCCACAGUCGUCGAAGAGUAUUUGCUGUAAGUUUGAUGAAGUCGAGUUGAUGUUCCUAGAAUGACUUAAGCAUUUUCCUUGGAAAGGAUCUCAUAUCUCAGAACUUCAUUUCAGAGGCCCGUUAAAUAGCUGUGUUUCACUUACUGCUAACAGCCAACUCACAGAUUAUAUUGCAGAUAGACUAGAGUCGUGGCUACAUUUUAGUUCUUAGGUCAGGAGCUACUGAUAUUUUACGAAAAAGUCUUAAAUCGCUUAUAUCUCACGAAUCAUGCAGUAAAAGAAGCCCAAACUUGAUGGGUGAUCAGUAUUCGGCAAGAGGUAUGCACACAAAAUUACAAGUCCCUGACUAUCAUAGUUCUGGAUCUUAGAGAAAUGUUCGAAGUCAUUUGAAGUCAAACAUGAUUUGAUUGGAUUAUUAUUUUAGUCAUUUCGGGGUUGACUCGCCUAAUUCUUCAAAGCUCUAAGAACCCAUCGAUCCACGUACUAGAGCUUACCGUUUCGGAUUCUUUAUAACUACAAAGUCUGUAAUCUUUCAUGACUUAUCAAUCGGCUUAUCGAGGUCGGUGCAUAGAAAUUAUGAUUAUAAUGGUGCUGAUAAUAUAUCUAUACUGUAGCUUUUCAAUAAAAGAAAAAAUUAUAUCGCUUUCAGGUUUAUUUUCUCUUCAAGCAUCUAUUUGACCAAGUUUAUAUAGAUACAUUUAUAUAAGAGGCUUUUUAGAGUUGGAUUUUGUUUUCUUGAUGGGCUUCCUACUGUAGAAAACGAAAAAAUUGACCAAAUCGGACUUCUGACAACAUCAUAGUUAAUGCAGGCAAAAAAAGACUCAACCCCCUAUACGUUUAAUGUGAAUCGUCAUAUCUGGCAAGUUAUCCAUUACAAUGAUUUUUUCAUUUUAUAGAGAGUCAUAGCUUUCUGCCAAAACUCGAAAACUUGAUUGAUUUUCGAUUUUAUUUUAUAUCUGUUACAUCGCCUGCUUUUAUAAUUGCAAAUCCGACAACUGAGAAUGUAAUAGAAACGUUUCAGUCUGUGUAUUGGCUCCGAACAAGAUGGAAAAUUGGCUGUUUUGUAAAUCCGGUUCAAAAUGGUCUAAAUUAUUUUUGUCAAGUAUUCAGCUUACCAUUUCAAUAUGAAAGUCUUAGAUUUAUUCCUAACAUAUUGUUAAAUUAUAAACAAAAUUAUUUAACGCAAACGACAUGUUACGAUUGGAUUAAUGUUCGAACUCUGUUAUUACAUGAUACUAAUCAUCAACAAUAUUCAGUUGAAUUUUUUAAACUAAUUAAAGAGAACUUUCUUAAUUUAGAAACGCUUCAUAUGGAGGAGGGUUGUUUGUUAGAUAACCAGUUAAUACACGAUCGACAGCUGACACUGAAUACGACCAGCAUAUUAAUUUUAAAUGAUGAAAAUAUGGGCAGAGAUUUUGGAAAGCAAGUACAAGUCAGAGAUAAGAAUAGUGUCGGAGAGAUUGAGGUUGGUUUAUCCGCACAUGAUCAAGAUACAAAAUUUGUUGUGAUUCGAUCUGACAUACAAUCAGAAUUCUUCAAUAAUUUUGUUUACGAAAACUCGAAUGAUUUAUUAUUUGUCUUUGAUGAUAUCGACCAAUAUUUGCAAUAUUUAUUGUCAAACAACGACAAACAAAUUAUUCUUUUUAUUGCUGAUAAUAGAAAUGUAGAUCAUUUAUUACAUGAAAAUGCUAAAAAUAUUAAAUAUGUUUAUAUAUUGAACAGCAGCAAUGAAGAAAAGUCACAUGUUGUGAAUAAUUCCAAAAUUCGAGGUGUAUUUGACGGCGUUCGUGAUUUCCUGUUUCAAUUAGCAGAUGAAAUUGUUUAUUAUUAUCGACAACAAGCUCAACAAUUUGAACAACAAAAUAAACAUGAUUUAGCUAAAGAAAAAUAUGAAAAAGCACAGCAAUUAUAUGGACGAUUAGUCGAUAGUUAUAAACGAUUAGAAUUACAAACAGAGUCAAUAGGUUUGUAUUCGAUACAGAUAAUAUGGCUCAAUAUUGAUCGUCAAGAUGAAUCUAAAGUAGUACGUGAGACAUUAGAACAAUUUAAUACAAAUAUUAAAUUAUUUUAUAAAAAACAUGAAUGUUUAUCAUACAUACAAAAACAAAAUAAACAAAAUAUUUUCCUUGUUAUAUCGGAUUAUACAGAUGAAGAAAAUACUCUUAAUUCGUUUAAAACAUGUGAGAAUUUAACAAAUAUUUAUAUUUAUUGUACCGAUAAAAAUCGUAGCAAAUCAUGGUCAAAAGAAAAGAAAAAUAUUCAUGAAAUAUUUACUGAUUAUCAUGAUCUAAUUUUUAAAUUAAUACAUGAUAUUACUUAUUAUUAUGGACGAAAAGGACAUGAAUAUGAACAAUUAGGAAAACAUCAAUUGGCUUUAGAACAAUAUCAACAAGUGGAACGUUUAUAUAAUAUUCUUGCGAAAAAUUUACCAAAUUCACAUCACAUUGUUUUAAAAUAA